AUGGGGCGGCUGCCGGAGCCCGAAGCGCCCAAGAAGGGCCGGAGAAAAGCUCCAAAACCCACCAAAAAGCCCAAGGAGAGAGCGCGGGGCUCCAAGAAGGACAAGGAGGGGACAGACAAGGAGCGGGACAACAGGCAAGAGCCAGGACGGGGACAAGCCCCCCAAGAGCCAAGGAGAAGACCCCAAAAGGCUCCGAGAAACCCCCAAAGGCUCCGAGAACCCCCAAAAGGCUCCAAGAAGCCCAAGGAGAAGCCGCCCAAGGAACCACCCAAGGAGAAGCCACCCAAGGCCACCAAGAAGCCCUCGGGCACGACCCCGGAGCCACCGGACACCCCCUGGGAGCCCCCGGCCCCGCACCCCCCGCGGGAGGAGGAGGAUGGCAGAGACCGAGGCGGGCUGGAGGAGCUGCCGACGGAGCGCUGGGAGCUGGGGGGGGAGGACUGGCACCCCCUCCCGAGGCUGAGGUCCCCGCGGAGCCGGCCGCCGACGCUGGACUACAACGAGCAGCUGGAGCGGGAGGACUACGAGACUGUACGGUUCAUUCGGCGGCAUCAGAAACCCCGCAAGCCCCCCAGCAGGAAGAAACCCGAGCGAGUCUGGCCCCAGCCGGAGACGCCACCACCCAAGCCGGAGGAGCCCCCUGCCCCGCUGCCUGCCCCUGUGACCGAGGGGGACUACGAGGAGGGCUUCGAGCGACCCAACUACGAUGACCUUGACUACGGGCUGCCCCCGCCACAACCCAAGAAGCAGCCAGAGAAAGAGGAGGAGAUGGAGACGGACGAGGAGAAACUGAAACCCUGGAAACCCAAGAAAGGCGGCGGCGGCAGCAAGGAGGAGGAGGAGGAGACCUUGGAGGAGAAGGGCCGGGACCGCAAAGGAAAACCCAAAAAACCAGGGGGGAAGAAGUGGGAAACGGAUGAGGACGAGUGGGCACCGCCGGAGGAGAAGACAGUGAAGUGUCCCCCCAUCGGGCUGGAGUCCCACCGCAUCGAGGACGACCAGAUCCUGGCCUCCUCCAUGCUGCGCAACGGGCUGGGCGCGCAGCGCGGCCGCCUCAACAUGCAGGCGGGCGCCAACGAGGACGAUUUCUUCGACGGCGCGUGGUGUGCCGAGGACGACAGCCGUGCGCACUGGCUGGAGGUGGACACGCGCCGCACCACCAAGUUCACCGGCGUCAUCACCCAAGGGCGCGACUCCCAGAUCCAGACUUUUGGUCACCAAAUUCUACGUGGCUUCAGCAACGACAGCCAGAGCUGGACCAUGUACACCAACGGCUACGAGGAGAUGGUAUGUUUUAGUGGCAACGUGGACAAGGACACGCCGGUGCUGACCGAGUUCCCCCCGACGCACCGUGGUGGGCGCGCUACAAUCCGCAUCUAACCCGCGACGUGGACGGGAGCCCUUUGCCUGCGCCUGUAGGUCCUGGCUGUCCCCUCUUCCACCAUCAGCAGCUACUACAGCCAGCAGAACGAGGUGACCUCCGCCGACAACCUGAUUUCCGCCACCAACAGCUACAAGGACAUGAGGCAGCUCAUGAAGGUGGUGAACGAGGAGUGCCCGACCAUCACCCGCAUCUACAACAUCGGCAAGAGCUCGCGGGGGCUGAAGAUCUACGCCAUGGAGAUCUCCGACAACCCCGGCGAGCACGAGACGGUGGAGCCCGAGUUCAGGUACACGGCGGGGCUGCACGGGAACGAGGUGCUGGGCCGGGAGCUGCUGCUGCUGCUGAUGCAGUUCCUCUGCAAGGAGUACCAGGACGGCAACCCCCGCGUGCGGAGCCUGGUGACCGAAACCCGCAUCCACCUCGUGCCCUCCCUCAACCCCGACGGCUACGAGCUGGCCCGCGAGGCGGGCUCCGAGCUGGGCAACUGGGCGCUGGGCCACUGGACGGAGGAGGGCUACGACCUCUUCGAGAACUUCCCCGACCUGGCCUCGCCGCUGUGGGCAGCCGAGGAGCGGAAGCUGGUGCCGCACCGCUUCCCCAGCCACCACAUCCCCGUCCCACAGCACUACCUGGAGGAGGACGCCACGGUGGCGGUGGAGACGCGCGCCAUCAUGGCCUGGAUGGAGAAGAACCCCUUCGUGCUGGGAGCCAACCUGCAGGGCGGGGAGAAGCUGGUGUCCUACCCCUUCGACGCGGCCCGGCCCCCCAGCGAGACCCCGGCCGCCCCGCGCCCCCCGGAUGACUACGAGGACGACAACCCCGAGCUGCACGAGACCCCCGACCACGCCAUCUUCCGCUGGCUCGCCAUCUCCUACGCCUCGGCCCACCUCACCAUGACCGAGACCUUCCGCGGGGGCUGCCACACGCAGGACAUGACCGACUCCAUGGGCAUCGUGCAGGGGGCCAAGUGGCGCCCCCGGGCCGGCACCAUGAACGACUUCAGCUACCUGCACACCAACUGCCUGGAGCUCUCCGUCUACCUGGGCUGCGACAAGUUCCCGCAUGAGAGCGAGCUGCAGCAGGAGUGGGAGAACAACAAGGAGUCGCUGCUCACCUUCAUGGAGCAGGUUCACCGCGGCAUCAAGGGCCUGGUGACGGACCAGCAGGGAGAGCCCAUCGCCAACGCCACCAUCGUCGUGGGGGGCAUCAAGCACAACGUCAAGACAGCCAGCGGCGGGGACUACUGGCGCAUCCUGAACCCCGGCGAGUACCGCGUGUCGGCCCGCGCCGAGGGCUACAACCCCAGCGUCAAGACCUGCAGCGUCUUCUACGACAUCGCCACCCAGUGCAACUUCGUGCUGUCGCGCUCCAACUGGAAGCGCAUCCGCGAGAUCAUGGCCAUGAACGGCAACCGGCCCAUCCGCCGCAUCGUGCCCGGCCGCCCCAUGACGCCCCGCGAGCACCUGCGGCUGCGCCAGCGCCUGCGGCACCGCAUGCGGCUCCGGCAGCAGAUGAGGCUGCGGCGCCUCAACGCCACCACCACCACCCACGGCCCCACGGCCCCCCCGGCGCCCACCACGGCUCUGCCCGGCCCCUUCAGCAGCACCACCUACGCGCCCUGGAGCCAGGAGCCUCCCACCGCCGGCACCUGGGAGAUGGAGACCGAAACGGAGGUGGUGACCGAGCUGGUGACGGAGACGGAGGCUUGGGAGGUGGGCACGGGGACGGAGCAGCCCUUCACCACGGCCGAGACCUACACCGUGAACUUUGGCGACUAGGGGACGCCCGUCCCCUCGCUCCUGCCUCCAGGCGCUCGCGCUUGGUCGAGUUUCGCCCGCUGCAGGCGCCGCCACCCGCUUCCACAGCACUCCUCGCCCGCGCCGGGCAGGCUGCAGCUCCCACCCGCCUCGCUUGCCAGGACCACGGCCACGCCACCCCGACGCCUGCCCCGAAGGCCGGCAGCUGCAGCGCGUCCCCCGGGCUGGGCUCGGGCGAGGACGCAUGGCCCUGGCCACAGGGACCCAGCGGUGCCACCGCGGCCGGGCGAGGAGGACGCAGCCCGGGUCCCCGGCACCACGGCUCAGCCGGGGCGGUCGCGCUCCCCAGGGCAGGGCCCUCGCAGCGCCAGCCCAGUCCCCUCCACGCGGUUUUGUUACACAAAUAAACCAAGCUGUAUUGGUA
Molecule: messenger RNA, 3565 nt
Organism: Anas platyrhynchos (mallard)
Lineage: Eukaryota; Metazoa; Chordata; Aves; Anseriformes; Anatidae
Source: RefSeq, a predicted model, not a curated record